CUUUCAGCAGACUUUACACGGAACCGUGAGCGUUGUAACGCAAAUAAAAGCCAAGAUUUCUCGUCGACCGAGACGGUGGUAGAAAGUGGUCAGCCAAUGAGCUGAGAACAGUUCCUACCGUCCGGUUUCCGAGACCGUAGCCACGGCAGAAGGCAUUGCUGGCGAACCCUGCUAGUCAGUAUUGCCAGAGUAAGUUUACCAAAGUGUUCCACCGAUGACAAAUCUCCGUGCACAACGAACUCAACGCUGAUACUCAUUCGGGAGCGAGACAGUGCUGUGAAAUAUCUCGAAAACCGUAAAAGAAUACCGCUCCCAUAAAUCCCACUCGUCGCUGCACCGCCUGCCGAACAAUGUUGCCACGGAGGAGGAAAUUGCUUCUUUACGCCGUCCUGGUCGUCUCAGUCUACGGACAAAAAAAUUCUAAAAAGGACGAAGAGAAGAAAGAUGAGGAAUUUACAUGCCCCGAAGGUCAAGGCAAUGGUAACUUUGCUGACCCUGCAACGUGUAGAAGGUUUUACCAGUGCGUCGAUGGAUACCCAUACCUAAACAGGUGUCCAUCAGGAUUACACUUUGACGAUAUUAGUAAAUUUUGCACGUUCAAAAAUGAAGCUCGAUGUGGGCCCAUCGCUACAACUCCGGCACCGGUAACGGAACCACCCACCGAUUUAGCAGAAAAAUGCGAUACAUCGGUCUGUCAAUUACCAUACUGCUUUUGCUCGAGAGACGGCACGAUAAUUCCUGGUGGUAUUCACCCAGAUGAAACACCUCAAAUGAUAAUAAUGACAUUCGACGGAGCGAUAAAUCAUAAUAACUUUGAUCAUUACCAAAAGAUAUUUGCCACUGACAGACUGAAUCCUAACAAUUGUCCGUUAAAAGGUACUUUCUUUAUUUCGCAUGAAUAUUGUAAUUACAAUAUGGUUCAAAGUUUAGCUCACGACGGACACGAAAUUGCUACCGAAACUAUAUCACUGCAAAAGGGUUUGGAAGAUAAAGGAUACGAAGAGUGGGUUGGAGAAAUGAUAGGAAUGCGAGAGAUACUUAAGCAUUUUAGCAACAUCACGAGAAGCGAAGUUGUCGGUAUGAGGGCACCGUACUUAAAACCAGGUCGGAACACCCAAUACAAAGUACUGGAAGACUUUGGAUACAUAUACGACAGCAGUAUUGGAAUUUCACCGUUAAAAGUACCAAUUUGGCCGUAUACUCUCGAUUACAAGAUUCCACAUGAAUGUAAAGCAGGAACAUGUCCCACUAAAUCAUUCCCAGGUGUAUGGGAAUUGCCAUUAAAUGCGCAUUACGUUGAAAGCUACGAAGGGGGACAUUGCCCUUAUCUGGAUCAAUGUGUACUUCACAAUCACGAUCCUGAAGAGGUCUUCGAAUGGUUACAAGAAGAUUUCAAUCGAUACUAUGAACAAAAUAGAGCGCCAUACAUGAUGCCUUUCCAUACAAAUUGGUUCCAAAUAAAGGAACUCGAACGAGGCCUAUCGAAAUUCCUUGAUUGGGCAGUGACAUUACCAGAUGUAUACUUUGUAACAGCUACUCAAGCACUUACAUGGAUGACUGAUCCAAAACCAAUCAAGUCUCUGAAUAAUUUUGAUGGAUGGUCAUGUAAAAAGAAAGAAAACAUUCCCGGACCACCGUGUAAUAAUCCAAAUAAAUGUGCUUUAGACUUCAAACCCGCAGAAUCUAAUUUUACUACUACUAGGUAUUUAGAAACAUGUAGGGAAUGCCCCAAUAAAUACCCAUGGUUAGGAGAUUCAAAAGGAACUGGACUCUACAAUGAUAACUAUAAUCCUGAAAAGAAAUAGAAACAUUUGUAAGCACGCUAGAACGAUGAUCAGGAAAAGUUCAACUAAUUCUCGUUUACCGCUGUUUAAAUGAAUAAUAUGUAUAAUUAAUCUGAACUUCUUUGACUUUAUCACACUUCAAAGUGGAAUCAAUAUAAAUUGAAAUAAUCGCGAAACUACCAAAAAAAUGUCAAAUAAAAUAUAAAAAUGCUCUGUUAACUUUGUUUUAUUUAUACUUUGUGUACUGCU
Molecule: messenger RNA, 2033 nt
Organism: Hylaeus volcanicus
Lineage: Eukaryota; Metazoa; Arthropoda; Insecta; Hymenoptera; Colletidae
Gene: Cda4
Product: chitin deacetylase 1
Exons: 9
Coding region: 351-1805 (484 amino acids)
Biological process (GO): carbohydrate metabolic process
Cellular component (GO): extracellular region
Molecular function (GO): chitin binding
Source: RefSeq, a predicted model, not a curated record